Messenger RNA from Polyodon spathula (Mississippi paddlefish), 1003 nucleotides. RefSeq names its product carboxypeptidase inhibitor SmCI-like. Lineage: Eukaryota; Metazoa; Chordata; Actinopteri; Acipenseriformes; Polyodontidae. The coding region runs from base 1 to 675 and encodes 224 amino acids. Gene Ontology annotation, molecular function: serine-type endopeptidase inhibitor activity. The transcript is spliced from 6 exons. The record is from RefSeq and is a predicted model, not a curated record.
AUGAAGACAAUCAAGAAGAAACUUUAUAAAAUUAAAUGUUUGACAUUGGUGAAGACUACUUUGACAAAGAUCAUACUAAUUAGAACUACUCAACUCCUGACAUUUAUUUUAUUUUCUCUGUUAGUUUGCAGUCUACCCCCGGAUGCAGGUACUGGAUCUCAAAAUCAAAUCCAAUUUUAUUAUGACAAAAUAAAGAAUUUCUGCGAACCAUUUGCCUACAAAGGAGAGGGGGGAAAUGCAAAUCGUUUUGCCAAGGAGAAAGAAUGCUUUAAGAAUUGUUCCUCCACACCUGAUCUUCUUUAUCCCGAUAAGCGAGAAACAUUGUGUGAGAUGCCAUCAGUGACAGGCAGCUGCUAUGGUAGGAUGCUUAUGUGGCAUUUUGACAGCACGGCUUCAACCUGUAGAACCUUCAUUUACAGCGGCUGCCACGGGAAUGGAAACAGAUUUUCCACAAGGCUGGAAUGCUUGGAGUUCUGCAGAGGAAAAUCUGCUAGGGCAAUUGGAAAUCAGCCUGUGGAGGAAGAGCCUGAAAAAUCGGCAGUAGAUGAAGGUCUAAUAGUGGGGAUUGUGGGAGGCUGCAUAUUUGUCGUUGCACUUGUUGCUGCAAUUGUCGUUUUUGUCACCCAAAGGAAGAGCCACAGUAAAAGAAGAAGCACUGAAGUAGAGAUGAAGUGAAAAGAAAAACAACAGCAGAAAUACGUGUUGGAUCAGGAAAUAAAGUGCAUUUUCAGUAAAAAAAAAAAAAAAAAAAUGAAGUGCUGUACAUAAUGGGCAAGAUUCUCAAAGCGUUCUUCUCCAAAUUGUUAUAAACAGCACAAUGUAUUUUCUUCUAGGGAAAACAUCAGUUACAAAGCCAUGUGUCAUUGUCUGUUUCUGAUUGUGUAAUAAUGUGUUAAUUCAUGUGUAAAUUAGUAAUGUGAGAAUCUAUCCCAUUGUUUUAGAUUCUUUGAGAAGUUUAUUUACUGUACUGACUUUCAUUAAAAUAUGUUUUAUACAAACCAUC